Messenger RNA from Merops nubicus (carmine bee-eater), 1817 nucleotides. It is a transcript of the gene DCN, whose product is annotated as decorin. Lineage: Eukaryota; Metazoa; Chordata; Aves; Coraciiformes; Meropidae. The record is from RefSeq and is a predicted model, not a curated record. Gene Ontology annotation, molecular function: protein binding. The transcript is spliced from 8 exons. Bases 159 to 1232 code for a protein of 357 amino acids.
GUGACAGUCACUGAGCUGAACUUACCCCCUCCUCCUUUCCACACCUGCAAAGUCUUUUGCCUGGGUUGAAUAUUUAGUUUAAUUACAUCUCAGCUUUGAGAGCUCCUGUUGCAAAUCCCUGGAUUAAAAGAUUCUGCCCAGAGCCGAUGUACUAAACCAUGAAGCUGGCUCUUCUCUUCGUUCUGCUGCUGCCAGCAUGCUUGGCCAAGCCGUUCCACCAGCAAGGCCUCUUUGACUUCAUGCUGGAGGAUGAAGGGUCCGCCGAUAUGCCUCCAACAGACGAUCCUGUCAUAUCUGGAUUUGGACCAGUGUGCCCCUUCCGCUGCCAGUGCCAUCUUCGUGUGGUGCAGUGCUCUGACCUAGGUCUGGAAAAAGUGCCAAAAGACCUUCCUCCUGACACAACUCUACUGGACUUACAGAACAACAAAAUCACUGAAAUCAAAGAAGGAGAUUUCAAGAACUUGAAGAACCUUCAUGCAUUGAUACUUGUUAACAACAAAAUCAGCAAAAUCAGCCCAUUAGCUUUUGCUCCUCUGAAGAAACUGGAAAGACUUUACCUCUCCAAGAACAACCUGAAGGAACUCCCAGAAAACAUGCCGAAGUCCCUUCAGGAGAUUCGGGCUCAUGAGAACGAGAUCUCCAAGUUGAGGAAAGCUGUCUUUAAUGGACUGAAUCAAGUGAUUGUCUUAGAACUAGGCACCAAUCCAAUCAAGAGUUCAGGUAUUGAAAAUGGAGCUUUUCAGGGGAUGAAGAGGCUCUCCUACAUCCGUAUCGCGGACACCAACAUUACUAGCAUCCCAAAAGGGCUUCCCCCAUCCCUUACUGAACUUCACCUUGAUGGCAACAAAAUCAGCAAAAUUGAUGCUGAAAGUCUUUCUGGACUCAUCAACUUGGCAAAGUUGGGUCUCAGCUUCAACAGUAUUUCUUCAGUUGAAAAUGGCUCUCUUAACAAUGUACCUCAUCUGAGAGAGCUCCAUUUGAACAAUAAUGAACUUGUUAGAGUACCUGGUGGGCUGGGUGACCACAAAUAUAUUCAGGUGGUCUAUCUGCACAACAACAAAAUUGCUUCAAUUGGUAUCAACGAUUUUUGCCCUCUUGGCUACAACACCAAAAAGGCGAGCUAUUCUGGUGUGAGUCUCUUCAGCAACCCCGUGCAGUACUGGGAAAUCCAGCCGUCUGCUUUCCGGUGUAUCCAUGAACGCUCUGCAGUACAGAUUGGAAAUUACAAGUAGAUGUCUAAAGAUGGGGUUCGGUUGUGUUUCAGCUAAAGUACCUGUUGUAAUAGGCCUGUUCAAAAAAUUGUUGCUAACAAUUAACACCAAAUAUCAGAAACUUCACUUUAUAGUGGAGAUGAUCCGUUGAUGUAGAAUAAAUGAAUCAUUACAGAUGUACAAGACCAAGCAUACCAUCAAAAAUAAUUGCCAUCUGUGCUUUAAACUGACUUAUUUCAGCCUUCUCUUCCAGCAUGCUUUCUGUGGUAUUUUUCAGUUUGCUGAAUGCUACAGGUUUUCAGAUUCCACUGUAUAUGAGAUUCGGGGUAAAUAUUUGUCAAGUUAUGAUAUUAAAGAAAAAAAAAAAUGUUUGAGGUUAUUUUUAUAGCCAUACACAAAGAAAAAUAAGUGUAGAGGGGAAAAAAGUUUUGAGACUUGAGAAGGUGAGAGUUACCUCCUUUAAAUUUAUUUCAAGCCCUGGAGGUUUAAAAGUAUCCACUAUAAUACUAAGCUAAUUCUGAAUGUAUCUAUUUAGCAAAGGCAGAUAAAGUUGUUGCUAAUGCUAUUAUUUUGGGAAAAAUUAAAUAAAUUCACAUUGUACACAUA